AUGGCCGACUUUUCACAGUACCACGCCUUGGGCCAGGGCAUCGCCGACCCCAACGAUCCCAACCGCACCAAUCCUCAUCCUUCCCGUCACCAGCCCUACUCGCAACAGCCUCCUGGUUACGGAUACGGAGCUACUGCUCCUGGCCCGUAUGCUUCUCAACCACAACAACCAUCACCGUCAUCUUCCGGUGCUGCCUACCCGUCUCCCCACGGUCAACCUGACCAAGCCUUCCGGGGAGGCUUCGCACAUGAUGCGCCUGCAUCUGUAUCCGCCGCACCUGAUCCCGGCCUCGCCUCGCAAAUGGGCGCCCUGAACUUGGCUGAUGGACAUGCCACGAUCCGCAAGAAGAAGAAAGACCGCCAUGCCUACCACACAGUCGAGCCGACGGGCUCCUCCCAGGCAUUCAAUGGCAUCGGACCUCCUGGCUCCAACCCGAACCAAUUCAUCCCUACCGCUGCUCCAGGAACCCCGAGUGCUCCAGCCUUCGGACCUCAAGCUCAGUUCGCCAGCCCCCAGGGCACUCCGCACAUGAUGAAUGCUGGCCAGUUCUCAACUCCAGGGUAUUUUGGCGCCGGCAACGGAAGUGCCGACGCUGCUGCCACAAUCUCGACGUCGGGCCCAUCCAAGGUCUCUCUCGAGGACAUGCCGAGUGUGCCUGUGUCUCGCGACUCGGUUCAACCAUACUUCCUAAAGAACGUCUAUCCUACCUUUGAACGUCAUGUGCCGCCCCCCGCGACCGUCUCCUUCGUCGCCUUCGACCAGGGCAACGCCUCCCCCAAAUUCGCCCGGUUGACCUUGAACAAUAUCCCCGCCACCUCGGACGGGUUGCACGCCACCGGUCUUCCCCUUGGCCUUCUCUUGCAGCCUCUGGCACCCUUGCAGCCGGGCGAGGCAGAGAUUCCUGUUCUCGAUUUUGGCGAUGCCGGCCCGCCACGAUGCCGUCGAUGCCGCGCCUACAUCAACCCCUUCAUGAUGUUCCGAUCCGGCGGCAACAAGUUUGUAUGCAACUUGUGCACGCACCCCAACGACACACCUCCCGAAUACUUCUGCGCCACGAGCCCGCAAGGUGUUCGUGUAGACCGAGACCAGCGACCCGAGUUACACCGAGGUACCGUCGAGUUUGUCGUGCCCAAGGAGUACUGGACCAGAGAACCAGUGGGCUUGCGCUGGCUGUUCCUCAUCGAUGUAACACAGGAAUCAUUCAACAAGGGCUUCUUGGAGACCUUUUGUGAUGGCAUCUUGGCUGCCAUUUACGGAGGAGAGGACCAGGAAAAGGAUGGGAAUGGCGAGCCAAAGAGACGGCUCCCUGAAGGCGCCAAGGUUGGAUUCGUCACCUAUGAUAAAGAUAUUCACUUUUACAACAUGCAUCCUGGUCUCGAUCAGCCUCAAAUGCUCAUCAUGCCGGAUCUGGAGGACCCCUUCCUUCCUCUGGGCGAGGGUCUCUUUGUUGAUCCGUACGAAUCCAAGUCAAUCAUCACUUCACUCUUGACACGAUUGCCUGAAAUGUUCUCCAAAGUGAAGAACCCGGAACCUGCACUUCUUGCUACCCUGAACGGAGCUCUGGCGGCGCUAGAGAAGACUGGUGGUAAAAUUGUUUGCUCCUGUUCUGCACUGCCCACCUGGGGUCCCGGCAGGCUUUUUAUGCGUGAUGACGGCAAUCAUCCCGGAGGAGAACUGGAUAAAAAGCUCCACACGACUGAGCAUCCUGCUUGGAAGAAGGUGGCAGAGAAGAUGGCGGCCUCUGGCAUCGGCGCCGAUUUUUUCCUCGCUGCUCCUUCUGGCGGCUACCUCGACAUUGCUACUAUCGGUCACGUUGCGGCUACUAGUGGCGGAGAGACGUUCUACUAUCCCAACUUCAUCGCCCCAAGAGACGGUCCCAAGUUGUCUGUCGAGAUCAGUCGUACAGUGGCAAGAGAGACGGGUUUCCAAGCACUGAUGAAGGUUCGAUGCUCCAACGGCCUGCAGGUAUCGGCAUAUCACGGCAACUUCGUCCAACAUACUUUUGGGGCCGAUCUGGAAAUAGGCGUCAUCGACUCGGACAAGGCCCUGGCAGUCUCGUUCAGCCACGAUGGCAAGCUGGAUUCCAAACUCGAUGCCCAUUUUCAAUCCGCCCUGCUGUACACGACCGCUUCGGGCCAGCGCAGAGUUCGCUGCUCCAACGUUAUUGCCAGCGUGAGCGAAACGUCUAAGGAAGCCGGCAUGCGGGAGCAAGGCAUCCGAGCGUGCAUGAAGUUUGUUGAUCAGGACGCAGUGAUUGCGCUCUUGGCCAAGGAAGCGGGCACGAAACUCGCCACCUCGUCAAGCAAUCUCAAGGACAUUCGAAACUGGCUUUCCGAACGGACCAUUGAUGUUAUGUCGUGCUAUAGGAAACACUCGGCACAACAACACCCGGCCGGCCAGUUGGUGAUGCCAGAGAGACUAAAGGAGUUCUGCAUGUACAUGCUAGGAUUGGUAAAAUGCAGAGCCUUCAAGGGCGGCAUUGAGAAUUCAGACAGGCGGGUCCAUGAAAUGCGCAUGCUCCGUUCCAUGGGCGCCUUGGAAAUCAGCUUGUAUCUCUACCCUCGCAUGAUCCCGCUCCACAACUUACAACCCGACGAAGGGUUCGCUGACCCGGAGACGGGCCACUUGAAAAUGCCCCCUUCAUUACGAGCGUCAUUUUCGCGCAUCGAGGCCGGCGGUGUGUAUCUUGUUGACAACGGUCAGCAAUGUCUCCUGUGGUUCCACUCUCAGACAUCACCAAACCUCGUCGCCGACCUGUUUGGCGAGGACAAGGACUCUCUGAAGAGCCUAGAUCCAUACACAUCAUCACUACCCGUCCUGGACACCCACCUGAACGCACAAGUUCGCAACAUUGUCGAGUUUCUCAAGACGGUGCGCGGCUCCAAAGGCCUAACCAUCCAGCUCGCUCGACAAGGAAUCGACGGUGCCGAGUUUGACUUUGCUCGUAUGCUGGUAGAGGACCGCAACAACGAGGCACAAAAUUAUGUGGACUGGUUGGUCCACGUGCACAGGGGAGUGCAACUCGAGCUGAGCGGUCAACUGGAAGAAUCGUGA
Metarhizium album ARSEF 1941 is the source of this 3054-nucleotide messenger RNA. RefSeq names its product Sec23/Sec24 family protein. The transcript is spliced from 5 exons. The record is from RefSeq and is a predicted model, not a curated record. Gene Ontology annotation, cellular component: endoplasmic reticulum exit site; COPII vesicle coat. Bases 1 to 3054 code for a protein of 1017 amino acids. Gene Ontology annotation, molecular function: zinc ion binding; SNARE binding. Gene Ontology annotation, biological process: intracellular protein transport; COPII-coated vesicle cargo loading; endoplasmic reticulum to Golgi vesicle-mediated transport. NCBI's taxonomy places the organism in Eukaryota, Fungi, Ascomycota, Sordariomycetes, Hypocreales, Clavicipitaceae.